Messenger RNA from Penicillium cinerascens, 774 nucleotides. RefSeq names its product DNA-directed RNA polymerase II core subunit RPB11. The record is from RefSeq and is a predicted model, not a curated record. Gene Ontology annotation, molecular function: protein dimerization activity; DNA binding. Lineage: Eukaryota; Fungi; Ascomycota; Eurotiomycetes; Eurotiales; Aspergillaceae. Gene Ontology annotation, cellular component: RNA polymerase II, core complex. Gene Ontology annotation, biological process: transcription by RNA polymerase II. The coding region runs from base 1 to 774 and encodes 257 amino acids. The transcript has 5 exons.
AUGAACGCCCCGGAUCGGGAUGAGCUGGGCAGUGUGGUGAAGGGCGAACAUGAUGGCUUCAUUUUCGAGGCUCGUUUUGAGGGCCCUCCUCGAACUACCUCUCCUCCACCAACCGGCAACCUGACCGUCGCACCUUCCUCGGAGCCCUUCGUCAUGUCUCCUCCCUCUCUUCUCAACAAGAGCUCGAUCCCUCCUCUUCUGUCAGACGAUCUCCCCCCUGGGCUUUCAGACGAUCUCCCCCCUGGGCUUUCAGACGAGCACCUUGAUUUACCUGCACCUCCAACGAUGUCGAACAUCAACCCCUUUACUUUCGUCUCUGUCACUGAUGCCAUGGCGAAGGAUCGUGCUGGCCGCCGUGACCGUCCUGUUCUGCGCCACGCAGGGCCUUCUCAGGUGGACGAUCGCCAGGACCCAUAUGAGGCCAUUCUGCUGGGCCCUGGUGAGAACAAGAUUGAUGUCGAGAUUGACACUCGGCUUCCCUCUGCCGCCAUCUUCACUUUCCACAAGGAGGAUCACACUCUCGGCAACAUGCUCCGUACUCGUCUCCUGAAAACCGAGCACGUCAUCUUUGCCGCCUACAAGAUCCCUCACCCCUUGACCCCCAACUUCCUGUUGCGCGUCCAGACCGAUGGUGAGAUCACACCCCGCGCGGCCGUUAUCAACGCCUCCAAGGCUCUGAUCGGUGAUUUGGGAAUCCUGUCUCGUGAAUUUACCAAAGAAUUCGAGCUACGCAAAAUGGCCAAUGCUGCCAACCAGCAGCAGAACCCCGAAUAA